UGGAGUCACCGCCCCCUCGCCGCUUCUUUGCUGCCUGGGGAGCCCGGACCGCCGCCGAGCUGGGUUGCGCGGAUGGUCCCGGGCGGGCGGCGGCAGAGGCUACGGAAGGAUGAGUUCUACCCGGGAGCGGGGUGCGGACCUCGCUCGUUUCUACACGGUCACAGAGCCCCAGCGACAUCCGAGGGGCUACACAGUGUAUAAGGUCACCGCUCGGGUUGUUUCACGAAGAAAUCCAGAGGAUGUCCAGGAGAUAAUUGUAUGGAAGCGAUACAGUGACUUUAAGAAACUACACAAAGAACUCUGGCAAAUUCACAAAAACUUAUUCCGACAUUCAGAAUUGUUUCCUCCAUUUGCUAAAGGAAUAGUAUUUGGACGAUUUGAUGAAGUUGUUAUUGAAGAGAGAAGACAAUGUGCUGAAGAUCUGCUACAGUUCUCUGCAAAUAUUCCUGCUCUUUAUAACAGUAAACAGCUUGAAGACUUUUUCAAGGGUGGAAUAAUUAAUGAUGGUUCUGAAUUGAUUGGUCCUGCUGAAGCUUAUUCGGAUUCCCUCAUUGAUAGCUUUCCUGAGUGUAGUACGGAAGGCUUCUCCAGUGACAGUGAUCUGAUAUCUCUUACUGUUGAUGUGGAUUCUCUUGCUGAGUUAGAGGAUGGAAUGGCUUCCAAUCACAAUUCUCCCAUCAGAACUUGUGGUCUCAGUCUUUCUUCGGAUUCUUCAGCACUAGGGGCUGUUGCUUCUGACAAUGAACAGAAUAAAACAGAACAACGGGAAAAUCGUAGCCUGUUUCCUGGCAGUUUAAAACCCAAGUUUGGCAAGAGAGAUUAUUUGGAGAAAGCAGGAGAAUUAAUAAAGCUGGCUUUAAAAAAGGAAGAAGAAGAAGAUUACGAAGCUGCAUCUGAUUUUUAUAGGAAGGGAGUUGAUUUACUCCUAGAAGGUGUUCAAGGAGAGUCAAGCCCUACCCGUCGAGAAGCUGUGAAAAGAAGAACAGCAGAGUAUCUUAUGCGGGCAGAGAAUAUCUCUAGCCUUUAUGGAAAACCCCAACUUGAUGAUGUAUCACAGCCUCAAGGAUCACUAAGUUCAAGGCCCCCUUGGAACCUAAGGAGCCCUGCCGAGGAGCUGAAGGCCUUCAGAGUCCUUGGGGUGAUUGACAAGGUUUUACUUGUAAUGGACACAAGGACAGAACAGACAUUCAUUUUAAAAGGUCUAAGGAAAAGCAGUGAAUACAGCAGGAACAGAAAGACCAUCAUCCCCCGCUGUGUGCCCAACAUGGUGUGUCUGCACAAGUACAUCAUCUCUGAGGAGUCGGUAUUUCUUGUGCUGCAGCAUGCAGAAGGUGGCAAACUCUGGUCAUAUGUCAGCAAGUUUUUAAACAGGAGUCCUGAAGAAAGUUUUGACAUCCGGGAAGUGAAAAAAUCUCCGCUUACCAAAGUUCACCUGCAACAGCCAACUUCUAGUCCUCAUGACAGCAACAGCUUUGAAUGCAGAGGAAGUGAUGGUGGUACCAUGCCUAAGGUUCUGCCUUUGAAGACCAGCCUUACUCCAAGCUCUCAAGAUGAUAGCAACCAGGAAGACAAUAGCCAAGAUACCUCUCCAAAAUGGCCAGAUUCUGGCUCAAGUUCAGAAGAAGAAUGCACUACUAGUUAUUUAACAUUAUGCAAUGAAUAUGGGCAAGAAAAGGUUGAACCAGGGUCUUUGAAUGAGGAGCCCUUUAUGAAGACUGAAGGAAACAAUGUUUAUACCAAAGCCAUUCAAAGCUUCCCAGCACACCUUGCUGCUGACUGUGACAGCCGCAGCACCCAGCUGUUAUCUCAUGAGCUGAAGUUUUUCCCUGAAGAUAAUAACCCAGAAUCAGUUAGCUCUCCAGGAACAUCAGAUUCCCUCAGUAGAUCUAAAAACAGCCCCAUGGAAUUCUUUAGGAUAGAUAGUAAGGAUAGCACUAGUGAACUCCUGGGACUUGAUUUGGGGGAAAAAUUGUGUAACCUAAGAUCAGAACCUUUAAAACCAUUCUUCUCUCUUCCAGAUGGAGACAGCUCUUCAGUGGGUUUUAAUAUUAGCGAAAGUAAGGUAGAGUUUAAAGCUCAGGAUAUCAUUAGUGGGGGCUCAAAUGACUCAGUCCCAGUUAUUUCUUUUAAAGAUGCUGCUUUUAAUGAUGUCACUGGUACUGAUGAAGGAAGACCUGAUCUUCUUGUAAAUCUGCCUGGUGAAUUGGAGCCAAUAAAAGAAGCUGCAGCAAUGGGACCUACUAAGUUUACACAGACUAAUAUGCACAUUAUAGAAAGUAAACUCAUGGAAGCUCCUGAUGUUUUAUGCCUCAGACUUAGUACUGAACAAUGCCAAGCACAUGAAGAAAAAGGCACAGAGGAAUUGAGUGAUCCCUGCCAUCCUAAAUUCCAUAGUAUAAGAGAGAAACACUAUGCACAGGAGGAUCUUGGGAUGCUAUUUAUAGCAGCUGUUGGUCACAGUAGUUCAGGAGACAUGUCUUUGUUACACAGCUCAAAUCCUGAGUUUCAAGGACUUGGAGUUGUUGGGUCAGCACUAACUGCAAACAGUACAGAAGAAAGCUUAUUCCAUAUUUCUAACCCUCUUUCAGGUGCUAAUGAAUGUAAUGCAAACACAGACACUUUAAAAACAGAAGAAGUAUUGUUGUUUACAGAUCAAGCUGAUGAUUUGGCCAAAGAGGAACUAACUUCUUUAUUCCAGAGAGACUCUGAGACCAAGGGAGAGAGUGGGUUAGCACUAAAAGGAGACGAGGAAAUACAUCAGAUUUUUGAGGACCUUGAUAAAAAAUUAGCACUAAACUCCAGGUUUUAUAUCCCAGAGGGCUGCAUUCAAAGAUGGGCAGCUGAAAUGGUGGUAGCCCUUGAUGCUUUACAUAGAGAGGGAAUUGUGUGCCGCGAUUUGAACCCAAACAACAUCUUAUUGAAUGAUAGAGGACACAUUCAGCUAACGUAUUUUAGCAGGUGGAGUGAGGUUGAAGAUUCCUGUGACAGCGAUGCCAUAGAGAGAAUGUACUGUGCUCCAGAGGUUGGAGCAAUCACGGAAGAAACUGAAGCCUGUGAUUGGUGGAGUUUGGGUGCUGUCCUCUUUGAACUUCUCACUGGCAAGACUCUGGUUGAGUGCCAUCCAGCAGGAAUAAAUACUCACACUACUUUGAACAUGCCAGAAUGUGUCUCUGAAGAGGCUCGCUCACUCAUUCAACAGUUGGAUUAACUCCUUUCUCCCAAGAAGCUCAGCGAAGCAUCGCUCAAUGGCCUUGAUCUCAUUUCCAAUUUCAGGGGACCCAUGUAGUCAAAGACUUGUUUGGAGUGGGGGUUGGGGGGCAGUUCCUGGAUGAGCAGCUCAGCUCCAGAUAUUUUAAUUCCAUGUGGAGCUGGCAGGGAGAAAGCCAGAGCAGUCCCCAGACCAUCUAAUCCCUUAUCAUGAGGGCCCCAGCUCCAUGCCAAGAACUCAACUUUGGGAGAAAGGCCGUCGUCUUGGGAAGGCUCUCAUCUCUGCAGGAAGCCAGCAGGCAGAAUGGACAUCACCAGAUAGAGCCUUCUGUAGCCAGUCCAGAGGCAUCUGAUUAUUCAGUUGAUGGGCUUUUUUCUGGUCCAAAUAAGCCUCAUAUCCCUUCAUCAGAACAAAACUGAACUUUCCCACUCCCCGGCUGGCAGAGAGUGCUGUCUUGGGCUCCUUGAAAAAAGCUCCAUGGUUACCUUUCUUUCCCUUUUCCUUAGAUCUUUUUGUUUGUUUGUUUGUUUGUUUUCUUUCUCAUAAAGUAAGAAAGAAAUUCUUCUGUGCCUUGGCAGACAGCUGUCUGAGGUCCUUCCUCUAUUGGGGUCUCACCGUUGGACCCACGACUCCUCCCAGUCACACAGAUGACAAAAGCUCCUCCUGCCUUGCCUUUCACAUACCGUGUCUGAGGGAAGGAACUGAUUUUGGUGCCAGCAAGUGAACCCUUGGCACCCUCUCAAAGAAACCUGAAGUGAGAAGGGUUCAAGAGAGAGGUUGCUUUGUGCAGAAAAGCUCCCGCCAACGACUUCUUUACCAGCCUGGCUGAGGGCCUCCUGUGGCGGCCCUGGAGAAGAGGAAACUGGGACAGACUGGAUAUUGUGUCCACCCUGGCUCCUUAGCAUUACUUUAACUAGAAGCAGACUGAAGAAAAAUAUUCCCAUGGGCUAUAGAAGAAACCUACUUCCCCUUCCCACCCAUCGCUGGUCUGGUUUGGAAAUUUCAGUCUCAAAAUGCUUCCUUUCCCUCAGCCCCAAGUUGGUUCACUUACUCUCUACCUGGAAAUGCCACAACCAACUGGCUUCUCAGUUCAUGUCUCAGGCCAAUGUUUCUCUGGCACAGAUACACACUUAUUACACAGUCAGACACUGGGGAAACAGAUAAAUAAGGUAUUGCCCCCACCCUGUUGGAGUCCAGUAGAGAAUAGAGAUAUGUAAAGAAUUAACUUACAGUUCAGUGCCAUAGGUGUCUGGAAGUCUGUGGCUUAUCCUGGAAGUUCCCAGAGAGAGGCUCUCCUUGUAGAGCCCUUGUGCAAAGCCAUGUGCAUCAGGGUUGUUACAGGCUCGUUGUUCCUGGGACAGAUGACAAAGGUGGGCUCAGGGCAAGGGAAGUUGAUGGUGUUAGGGCUAACUUGGUGUGGCCAUUGGAGAAACAGGGCCACCCCUGAACCCUUCCUCAUUUCGCUCAUUCAGGGUGGUGACCAGUUUGGAUGGUUGAGAAGGAAAUUUCCAUGAACUCAUGGUAACAGCUUCCAGGCACCACAGGGUGCUAUCUACUUCCUCUGCAGCACUCCUCCUUUUCUUGAGAAGGCAAACUUUGAGAAUUCCGUGGUUUAAAUGUUCAUCUCUGGCUAGGCCUGCCUAUAACUGUGCCUAAGAGCCUCCUCCCGUGUGCCUCUUUGUUGCUCAGAUGUGGCCCUCUCUCUCUAGCUAAGCCAACUUGAAAGGUGAAAUCACUGCCCU
Messenger RNA from Choloepus didactylus (southern two-toed sloth), 4950 nucleotides. It is a transcript of the gene RPS6KC1, whose product is annotated as ribosomal protein S6 kinase C1. Gene Ontology annotation, biological process: protein phosphorylation. Gene Ontology annotation, cellular component: early endosome. The transcript has 15 exons. The record is from RefSeq and is a predicted model, not a curated record. The coding region runs from base 110 to 3208 and encodes 1032 amino acids. Gene Ontology annotation, molecular function: protein kinase activity; phosphatidylinositol binding; ATP binding. Lineage: Eukaryota; Metazoa; Chordata; Mammalia; Pilosa; Megalonychidae.